This is a messenger RNA of Zalophus californianus (California sea lion), 510 nucleotides long. RefSeq names its product L-lactate dehydrogenase B chain-like. Lineage: Eukaryota; Metazoa; Chordata; Mammalia; Carnivora; Otariidae. The record is from RefSeq and is a predicted model, not a curated record. The transcript has a single exon. Bases 19 to 324 code for a protein of 101 amino acids. Gene Ontology annotation, molecular function: oxidoreductase activity, acting on the CH-OH group of donors, NAD or NADP as acceptor.
UGGAAGGAAGGGCAUAAGAUGGUUGUGGAAAGUGCCUACAAAGUCAUCAAGCUAAAAGGAUAUACCAACUGGGCUAUUGGAUUAAGUGUGGCUGAUCUCAUUGAAUCCAUGUUGAAAAAUCUAUCCAGGAUUCAUCCAGUGUCAACAAUGGUGAAGGGGAUGUAUGGCAUUGAGAACGAAGUCUUCCUGAGCCUUCCAUGUAUCCUGAACGCUCGGGGCUUAACCAGUGUGAUCAACCAGAAGCUGAAGGAUGAUGAGGUUGCCCAGCUCAAGAAAAGUGCAGAUACCUUGUGGGACAUCCAGAAAGACCUAAAAGAUCUGUGACUUCUGGCUUCUAGGAUGCAGAAAUUUAAAACUAUGAUGGGAUUAACUGUGAGCCUUUAGUUUUUCAUCCAUAUACAUGGAUCACAGUUUGCUUUUAUCUUCCUAAAUAUGUGAAUCUGGGCUCACAAAAUCAAAGCCCAUGCUUGGUUUAAUGCUUGCAAUAUGAGCCCUUGAACAAAUAAAAUU